Molecule: messenger RNA, 1090 nt
Organism: Helianthus annuus (common sunflower)
Lineage: Eukaryota; Viridiplantae; Streptophyta; Magnoliopsida; Asterales; Asteraceae
Product: proteasome subunit alpha type-3
Exons: 9
Coding region: 171-920 (249 amino acids)
Biological process (GO): ubiquitin-dependent protein catabolic process
Cellular component (GO): proteasome core complex; nucleus; proteasome core complex, alpha-subunit complex
Source: RefSeq, a predicted model, not a curated record
GCAAAUGAAAAUAAGGAUUUGUUAAGGGUCUAGUUUCUCGCCUCUUAGCUCAUUUGUUUUCUUGAGAGGAAAGACAACCAGUCCGCUUAUAACUUUCCCCCCUUUCUUCUUCUUCACUUCCAAAAUCAAUAAACCAAAAUCAGCAGCCCUAAAACAACAACAACAACAAGAUGAGUAGCAUAGGAACCGGUUACGAUCUUUCCGUCACGACCUUCUCGCCGGACGGUAGGGUUUUCCAGAUCGAGUACGCUGCUAAAGCCGUCGACAACAGCGGCACUGUCGUCGGCAUCAAAUGCAAAGACGGCAUUGUUAUCGGAGUAGAGAAGCUGAUUGCGUCCAAGAUGAUGUUGCCUGGAUCUAACCGUAGAAUCCACUCCGUACAUCGUCAUUCUGGAAUGGGUGUAGCAGGAUUAGCUGCUGAUGGGAGGCAGAUUGUAGCAAGAGCCAAAUCUGAAGCUCACAAUUAUGAAAGCACUUAUGGUGAACCUAUUCCGAUUAAAGAACUUGCUGAUCGUGUUGCUAGUUAUGUGCAUUUGUGCACACUUUAUUGGUGGCUCAGACCUUUUGGUUCCGGUGUGAUUCUUGGAGGUUAUGAUCGUGAUGGCCCACAAUUAUAUAUGGUUGAACCUUCUGGUGUUUCCUAUAGAUAUUUUGGUGCUGCAAUUGGGAAGGGCAGGCAGGCUGCCAAAACUGAGAUUGAAAAGUUGAAACUUUCUGAGUUGACUUGCCGGGAAGGUGUUAUUGAGGUGGCGAAAAUAAUCUAUGGAGUACAUGACGAGGCGAAGGACAAAACCUUUGAGUUGGAGAUGAGCUGGGUUUGUGAUGAAUCAAACCGCCAGCACCAGAAGGUUCCAGAAGCACUUUUGGAGGAAGCGAAAGCUGCAGCUCAAGCAGCGUUGGAAGAAAUGGAUGCUGAUUAAUGAUAAUAGAUCUUUUCUCCCUUUGUGUUUGUCUGAAUUUUCGUUUUCGAAUUUGUUCGCAGAACUAAACAUGUUAAUCAUCGAAGAUUGUAACGUUUUCCGUAAAAUUUAAUGUAUGUUGCAUCAAACCUGUAAGCGUUAGGUAUCAAAAUGUUCCAAGUUCAUGUGUG